UUGCGGUUCGUUUGCUUUGAUUUGUGACGUGCGAUUGACGUUUGUAGGGACCCCAGGUGCAUUUCCGGGAUGAGAUGGUUCGUCUGCGUAGUGUUUUGGGGUUUUUGUGCUUGCGGUAAGGCGGAAGAAAAUUUCGAUUCAGCGGAUGUCGAGAAGUUGGCCAGCAGUGUGUACGGAACAGAACUUUUUCUUCUUGAAAAUGCUUAUCAAGAACAGAAAAAUUACAAACUCGAGGAUUUUUUCUGGACUGGAUCUGGAGAUGGAGAAAAUUACGAAGACGAUGGUUGGAAAACUGAAAAUCCAACUACAAUUUACAAGACGAAAACCGUAUUUUCAACGGUAAUGAUAGAAACUAUACAUCCAACAAAUAAAAGCAUUCCAAAUUGUAUUAUCGACUGUACCACAAUCGGUCCAGGAGAAAAUAUAAAACCCACACGAACUCUUCCACCAGAUGAAGAUUUUUCUGAUGCGGAUCGUCAGUUUUGGCUGCUUACUGUAUUAAAGAGCGAUGGAAAAGAUCCAGUUAUGAUAGAUCUUAAAAACAGCCUAGCCAAGCUGUAUAAAACUGCAUUUCAAAGACAGCAAGAUUACCACCUUGGUAUUAACCACAGAACCAAAAGGGAGUCAGCAAAUAAACCUGUUAAAGUGUACAUUCAUAAUGUUGAUAAAACAAAAUUAAAUGGAGAUGAAAAAAUAACAGUUCUUUAUCAUGUAUCAGUGGAUGGUAAGCCAGUUCCUGCAGUUACUGCAGCUGAUGAUAUGGCCUUGGUAACUGACGAGGAGGUUAGAAGACAAUUGGGUUACCCCUUUUUAAUAAAGGCAGAACCUUACAUUAAACAAGCAUCUGACCCACAGGCGGUAUCAAAAGCAAAGGGCACUUGGUUAGUUAUUGGGGUAUCCAUAAUAGCUCUUCUAGUAUUCCUACUAUUUGUUGCCUUUUGUACUUUGGCGUUCGCAAAGAAAAAACGAGCACCCUCGACCACAGGUAUAGAAAAUAGACAACACGUAUUCGAGAGAGGUGUGGGCCAUGAAAACAAGGCAUUCGUAACUGAGACUAAAGAAGAAUCCCCUACAUACAUUGACUUUAGAAAAAACCUAAAAAAUAAACUAGAUAGCAGAUCGGAAAGUUCAUUAACUUCCUCCUCCUCAAGUCUGGAUAUUUCUCCAUUAAUGGGUCUGAAAAAGCAGUCUCCACCCAAGAAACCUCCACGUCCAAGAGCUGCAGCAAUAAACAAAACAGUACCGUUAAAUAUGAAAAGCAUUUCAAAGGAAAUUUUCGAUUCUGACAGCAGCAGGAACGAUUCUCCUGACACGAUUUUUAUAGGGAACUACGAUCCUGGUGUCAUGAGUCCUAAGUCGUAUUUAUCCAUGCCAUCGGUCAAAUCUUUUCCAAGAAAUGGAAAUAUGCCGGAACCUUUAAACAAAGUAUUGGAACCCGUAAGUGUGCUUCAUCUCGACAUGCCGGAAGAUGAACACGAUUCAAAGUACAAGCCUUCUUCAUUGGUUAGACAUGGUAGCUUAGGCACUUCAGAAGAUCCAGGUAUAAUAGGUCCUGUAGUAUGGAACCUUCACUGUGAAAGAAUGCAACAUGGAGUCAGCGUUGAUGAAGGUAUACAUGAUUUAAAAGAAACAGGAAAUGUUACAAAAAUGCGUAAACGAUUCCACGAACUUCUCGAUGACACUUUUAGUCUUUUUGGAAGCAGGCGAGAAAGUCCAGUGGAGUUAUCAAGACCACCAAUUGAGGUCAAAAGUCACUCUGCAGUGAAUACAAGACAAGAUGAGGAAGUGGCUCCCAUACCCAAACCACGUCCGAAAACAACAGACCCCAGAAAAGUAAUUAAAACGCCAAGUCCUAAAGGAGCUUGGUCUAGCAAGGCACCUUCUCCACUGGUUAGACCCCUAAGUUCUGGUAUUAUUAACCAUCCUAAAAUAAACGUCGAUCAUAUUCUGGCCGAAGGAAAAUUUCAUCAUAAUGAUCCGGCUGUUCCUUUAAUCGAAGCCAUUAAAACCGAGAUUGACAAAUGUUCGUUACCAGGAAGUACAGCCGAUUUAAGAGAAUAAUAAUGCC
This is a messenger RNA of Brassicogethes aeneus, 2068 nucleotides long. Lineage: Eukaryota; Metazoa; Arthropoda; Insecta; Coleoptera; Nitidulidae. The record is from the annotation of a GenBank genome assembly.